AUGGCCUAUGAAAUCAAAAACGACACGCUCAUGAAACGGUUUCAGUGUUUGGCUGAAAAAGAUCCCACAAAAGAUGGGUAUAUUUUUGUGAGCGAUGAUCUAGCGAGACUGCCAUUGUCAAGACAUCAGUUGUGGGACUUGUGUGGGCGCUACGCUUCCCGUUUAAGACGUUUUGGUAUUAAGAAUGGUGAUGUAGUGUGCUCCUUGAUCAAAACCUCCAGGACAAAAUUGAUCACGAACUUUGGCGUCAUAGCUGCUGGCGGCGUUGUUGUCAAUGGGGUGACUAUUUUAGCUGACGGUCAAGAUAUUUUUAGAGUCCUGAAUACCUCACAAUGCCAGACGAUCCUAACGUCUUGGAAAAGACCUGAGUUCGUUUUUCUUCAAAAGUUUUUGAAGAUGGGAGCAGCUCAAACCACUUUGAGUUUGGAGACAAUAAUCCCAGUAAAUUGUGACCAAGCACCGUGCCUGAAACAGCUGAUCGUGUACGAGCUGAACAGCCACAAAGACCACACAGCUUUCCUUUCCAGUCUAGAGGUUGAAGACUUCUACGUCGCUCCUGUCAAUGCUGAUGACGAGGUUUACAUUUUCCUGACUUCCGGUAGCACCAGCUACUCAAAGAUGGUGCCUAGAACCCAUAGGGAAUGUUUAGCUAUCGUAGACGCAAUCCAUAAGGAUGACGCCGUUGUUCUCAACAACAGAGACCUGGAAUGGCUUGCAGGGUUCCCAAUUUACUAUCUCGGGUCUGGCGCCGCUGCUAUACUGCAAGAGUUCAAAGACGAUUCCGUCAAAAUAAACUUAUGCGAUAUCUGGAAUUUCGCCUGCGAUGAAGGAGCAACGUCUGCUUUUCUAAUUCCUGCGGAAAUUUUACUCAUCAAACAGGGUUUCGAUAACGGUUUAAUAACAAGACGAAUCAAAACAGUGGUGGUUGGAGCUCAACCUUUAAAACAGGUAGGACGAGACACGGCAUUUUUCGAAAACGAUUGA
This is a messenger RNA of Physella acuta, 984 nucleotides long. RefSeq lists its product as uncharacterized. The record is from RefSeq and is a predicted model, not a curated record. Gene Ontology annotation, molecular function: CoA-ligase activity. Lineage: Eukaryota; Metazoa; Mollusca; Gastropoda; Physidae.